AUUUGUUUUUUAUUAUUUCAAAGAGAAAUAAGAUUGUUUCGCCGGGAAGGGCGACUCGGUUCGCCAUAAUGGCCAGCCGCUGGUACUUAGAGCAUGUGACCACACGCGAACGUAUCGACCUCAACGAGGGGGAGAACUUAAUGGGUCGACAUUCCUGCUGCAGGAUUAUUUUAGGUCACAUUUAUGAGUUUGUGUCCCGGGAGCAUGUAAAUAUAAUUGUGAGCGAUGCCGGUGUGAUAGUACAGGAGAUGAACUCCAGGAACGGCGUCUUCAUCAAUGAGCAGCGGAUGAGCGGGGAGUUCAGACGCAUGCCGGUUGUAGAGGGCACCACCAUUAGCUUGGGAGUAGAAGGGCACUACACUGACAUUCCGCGCACUUACCCGAUCUUCGUGCUGCGGAAAGUGGCUACCGAGGCGGAGGAGAUAGUGCUGUUAUCCGACGACGAUGACGAUACCCAGCCGCUGCCUGCGCAAACAACUAUUAAUGGCACUCUGGCUAAAGAAUUCAAUCUUGGUAAGAUUUCCCUGGACUUGGAUGAAAAGAUGGGUGCUACAGACCAGGAGGGGCAACACUCCAGUACCAACUUGCACCUGCCCAAGAUUCCCGAGGUAAAGCAGGAGCUGGUGAGCAGAACCACGAAGGAGAUCAGAGACAUAUUCGGCGAAGCGGAUGACGCUAUUCUUGGUAGCGUAGUGGAUAUUAAUCCAUAUCUGUACAACCAGUUGAACAAGAUAUCUGGUGGCACUGCUCCUGCGAGCGCCAAAAUCCAUGACGGCGACGUAAUAGAACUGGAUACGGAUACUAAUAAGGAGGAGAUGCAGCCACCACCUCCACCAGAGCCGCUUGAACUCAUUGACGAUGAGUACGACGAGCAGUUUGCCAUGUCGCAAGCCGUGCUGCAGGAGAUGAAGGCCGAGUUGGCCUCUAGCGACGACGAGGAAGAUUUUGUAUCGUUUGAAAACAUACAAGAUGAAGAGCGGCUAGGUUCGCCUUCGUCUCAAGUUAGCUACGAUGAUAUCAUUAUCGUCGAGAGCGACGACGAUGAGCUGUAUGACAAGGUGGCCGACUGGUCGAACAAACUCCUUAGCCAAAAGGUUCCAGACGUCAUCGCAAUGUCGCAAGCAUAUCCGGUGAUGGAGGACUCGAGCUCGGAUCAGGAGAACGAGUCGCUCUUUGAAAUGAAGCCACCGAUAAGGUCACUCCGCAUUGAUAGCUCCAGCGAGGAUGAAUCCAGUGACCUUGUUCUGUGUAAUGCAGAAAGCAGAACAAAAGACCCUCCCUUCAUAGAUACAGAUGAAACUCUGAAAAGAGAUAAACCAGAACAGCAGGACGAAAAUUGGGAUUGCCGCGAAGAGUUGGUGGUAACUCUGCAUGCUCCUGAGGAACCAAAGAAUAUAUCAAUUGAAAAAACUGAGAGGAACUUAUCUUUCACCCGGUUAAAAAGCAAGACAAUCCAAUCCGGUGAGGAUGGCGAUGGAAAGGCUAUGGAACCUCAAAAUAAAGUGAAAAGGAUAACCCCGAAAGAACAAGAUCAAGACGAAUCUGCUAAGGUUCCAGAAACUCCGUCAAAAACCCGAAGCGCUAGGUUACUAAACCGAUCGCGUUCCUGCUAUAUUGAGCGGGCAAUAGAGUUGGAUGAAGCCCUGAUCAGCAAACAAGUAAAUUACGAUAUAAAAGAAAAGCAAAACGAAUCUCUGUCUAGGAAGGGCCACGUUACCAAGAAGUACGAGGAAAACAAAUCAAAUAAGACAAUUCCUUCUCAUGAAGGAAUUGAAGAAAAAGCUAAGCCACCCAAAAAUAGCAAUAGCGUUACACCAAGAAAAGAGGACACAGUUGAAAGUGUAACUCAAAUAAAGGGCAGAAGCCCUCGGUUACUAAACCGAUCAAAAUCAUGUUAUAUAGAUCCCACGGAUAAUAUGCUUAGGACUAAGGAGAAUUUGCCAGGCCAUAGCAAUGCUACCACGAGAGCUGAGAUCACCAAGGAUACCAGAUUUACUCGCGGGCCUUCCAUAAUAGAGGCUCCAUUCAUGUUAAAAAAUCGGUGCAAGGUUAACAAGGAUAAGCAGAAGGUUAUCGAUCGCCAGCGCUUCGUUGAUUACCAAGCCGAAAUGAACGCCAAGUGGUACCAGAAACCGAAGGAUAAAAAAAAGGACGACGUUGUGAUCAAGGAGAAACGACGAGAGGCUUUGAAGAAGCUCUCUGAUAAACCCAAAGAUGAGGAGAAUAAGCCCUCCACCUCGAAAGCAAGCAAAAGAAAGAAUUGCACCAGUGUGCCCACUGUCAGCAACUCAAAUCGCGGGGAAUUCCUCACCAAAGGGAUCGAAAGUGGUCCUCCAGCCAAAAUAUCAAAGAAGGCAGCGCCGGCGAAGAAUUCGACUCCCAAGCGACGCUCCACCAUUGACGAUCCGUCGCAGCGGCCCUCUACAGCGGACGAUCUAGCCAAAUAUCCAGAACCUCAUUGCUCCCGUCCGCCAGAACGCAAGGAGGCGCAGGAGGCUAGGAAUCAACGAACUUGUAAUCGCGUCAACUUUGCUGAUAUGGAACGUGAAAGCAAGAUGAAGAAACAGCAAAGGCGCGUCCGUUUCUGCGACAAAGUCAAGAUUAAAUAUAUUGAUAAUAUAAGUGGGGCCCGUAAGCCCGUGCGGAAAAGGAAGGAUACCUUGAAGAUCUGCCUUAGCACGUAUAGCGAGAGACGCGAAUGGACCCUUAAGGGGAACCAUAUGGUGAACGACAUUCCCUUUCAAAAGCAGACUAUCCUUACAUGGGCCAAUCAGUGGCUGAAGCAUGGCACUGUGGAUGCUGUAGCUGAAACGGAUGUCCUGAUGCCUAUUCCCACCGACUUUAGCGGCUUCCAACAUUACAAGAAGACUUUUUUGCCGCUGAUGAGACUAGAGAUGCUGACCACUAUCGAAAGAGACUACAAGAGCUCGAAGAUAACACUUGAUCUUAAGGUGAUUGCAGUAUAUUCCGAGAAAGAGUGCUACCACUUAGUGGCCAGAACUAAGACCAAACCCAUUGGAAAGUUCGACCUUUACACUCUUUCCAGUGGCCACGAACUGUCCGAAACCUUCGCCCUGCUGUUGGCCCAAAAGACUGUCGGUGGCAGCGCUUGGGACCUGACCUUCCAAAUUUGUGCACAGGUAUCCUUGGACAUGAUGAAAAGGCUGCAGCAGUUAAUUGCUCGUCCGGUGGUAGAUAGCCUCCGAGUGGAAUUGGGAGCUUUGAGCGCUAUUCAUCAGCUUCACCGUUCGCCACUCUGCAGACGAAUCUUGAUGCCCACUGAGGCGGUAAAAACUGUACAAAUACCAUCUAUGGCACAGGCGCUUGCCUACAAGGGAUUUAGCCCACUUAACAAGGAUCAGGAGGAUAUUUGUCUCCGCGUCUAUGAGAGAGUAAUCGACGACAUGAACCCAAGCUUGACCCUAGUACAGGGUCCUCCUGGCACUGGUAAAUCCAUACUUCUGUCAAAUCUCAGUCUGCAGUGUCUAUAUGGAAGGGCCUCUGUUAUGCUGGACCGCAAGUUAUUAAUAUGUGCCCAUUCUAACACGGCCGUGGAUCAUUUGGUGAAAGCUUUAAGUAAAGCACUUUUUGCCAUGAGCCAUGACCACUUCCAGCUUCUGCGAUUCGGGAUGAACGAAAAAAUUAACGAAAACUCAAAACAGUUUUCGGUUUCUGCGCAUUUAAAAAAAGCCAAGAAUGAUAAGCUGAAGCGUCUAGCUCCAGAGAUCAUCGAAAUGUUAAAGAAGCAGCACUGUGAAUUGAGUGGCGAGAUCCAGCAGCUGAGGCAGAACUCAAAUCUGAUGUCCACUUAUCUUCACCAGCAGUUGGAACAGAAGCAGAAGCAGCUUUUGCUGAUCAGCGACCAACUCAAUCCACCGCUGACGCAACGUGAGGAGUAUGACAUUACCAAGAUGUGUGUAAAGCGAGCUCACAUUGUCUGCACGACGCUCUCAUCAUGUGUUAAGCUGGCCAAUUACGUGGACUUCUUCGACAUCUGCAUCAUCGACGAGGCCACUCAGUGCACGGAGCCCUGGACGCUUCUUCCCAUGAGAUUUGGUAUAAAACACCUCGUUCUGGUUGGAGAUACACAGCAGCUACCGGCGGUAGUGCUGUCCAAGAAGGCCACUGACUUGGGGCUCGGUAACUCCAUGUUCGACAGGAUUCAGAAGAGCCUGGUGAAGCACCUCAAUCUGGAUCAACCAGGAGGCAUUGUGCACACCAAACUUUUUAAGUUAACCAUGCAGUAUCGCAUGCACCCAGAGAUCUGCCGGUGGCCCAACAAAUACUUCUAUGAGGAUAAACUAGUGAGUGCGGAUACAACCGCAAAGUCUUCGCCGCUUAUCCCCUACUGCGUGGUGAAUCUGAGCUACACUCGAGACACCGGUGGUACCAGUGGGAAUAAGAGCAUAAGCAACGACGAGGAGGCUCGUUUCGUGGCUCAAUUGCUGGCUGAGAUGGACAAGCAUAUGCCCAGCAAUCGUUUUAGUUACGGUUUGAUCUCGCCGUACAGCAAUCAGUGCCACGUCCUUAGCCAGGUAAUUCCACGCCAUAUGAAGUUGACGCCGAAAACUGUGGACUCGUACCAGGGGUUGGAGAAGGACGUGAUUAUAAUCUCUAAUGCACGGACACGCGGCUGUGGCUUUCUGGCCCACUAUCAGCGACUCAAUGUGGCUCUGACAAGGCCGAAGCGAUGCCUGAUUAUAUGUGGAAACUUUGAUGAUCUGCAGUCUGUUGAUAUGUGGCGACAGUUGCUUGACGAUGCCCGCCAGCGUAAAGUUUACUUCGACUUGAAGCGCGAUGAAGUAAACGAUUUGCAGCGCUCCCUGAUGCAGAAGCUCCUUGUGAAACCAUUGUGAUUGCCCAUGAUUCCUUAAUAGGAAACUAUACCCUUAUGAUAAUUAUUAGAUUUAAGAACACGUCACUUCGUGUACCUUCGUUUUUGAAUAAAAUUAAUUGUUUUUUGUAAUUUUCCUUA
Molecule: messenger RNA, 4975 nt
Organism: Drosophila serrata
Lineage: Eukaryota; Metazoa; Arthropoda; Insecta; Diptera; Drosophilidae
Gene: Setx
Product: probable helicase senataxin
Biological process (GO): termination of RNA polymerase II transcription
Cellular component (GO): nuclear body
Molecular function (GO): transcription termination site sequence-specific DNA binding; protein binding; helicase activity
Source: RefSeq, a predicted model, not a curated record